CUGGAUCAACGGAAUUCGAAAAGGUAAGUUUUGGAACAGUUUCACACGAACUUCCGGUCUCGACCGCUCUUCUUUUGAGUCACGACUCAACGAUUGAGAACUAAAUAAUUACAUUCUGCUUUCAGAAUGUCACGAGAAGAAGAGGAUUUGCGCCAGAGAGCGAUUAACUCUCACUCGAGGCAAUCAACAGGCGAGGCUCCAGUGAACAACAACAACAACAACCAUCCGCAAGCGGAACAGCGGUUCCAGUGAAUCCGGCCCCGCAACCGAAGAGAAACUCAACCCAACAAGGUCUAGCGAAAAGUCUAGCAAAUUUUUUCGCAUCUUCGCAGGGAAGAGAAGUUUUGAGAGCGGCGCAAGCCGAAAGUCCAGUGGGAGGAGCCGAUUUCGACGAAGACUUCGAGGACGAAGAGGAAUACGAGGACUUGGACGAGGAAGAGGAUCACGAAGAACCAGGAGGUCCAAGGGAAUCUAAAGACGAUGAGGCAGCUGCAAAACCAUUUCUAGUCGACUCGUUCGAUAUUAGAAGAAAAGGUUUUGGGAAACAAAUCAAAUUCAACAACGCAAUAACGAAGAAAAUGGUCAAAUUGAUGUUAGAAUUCCCCGAAACCCAAGGAAAAAUGGAAGAAAUCCUGAAAGAAUUGCAAUCGCGGUCAAUGCUUCUUCGAUUUUCCGAAGAUUGUCCAACACUGAUGGAAUUGGUGGACGCGAAACAAGAGGUCGAUCAAGUGAGAGGCAUCGAUCCGCUACUCGCGGAUUGCCUUAUCAUGGCGCGAAAGGAAGAGGCGAAGACAAAAAGACAACAAGCUGCGAUGCAACGGCCCUUUCCAAAAAGGGAUGGAAAUCGCGGCGCAAGAUAUCCAUCCCGAAACUCCGACAGGCCAUCCAGUUCGAACCGACCGUCAUCAAGCCAAACACCAUACUCAAGACCCGCACCACCAGCAACAUACUCAAGAAACUGGACGAGUUCAUCAAAGCCAAGCUUCAGAAAAUACUGAAUUUUCCGCAGGUAAGCCACAUUCAAAAUGGGAAUUUUGGAACACCAUUCCAACUUCUCCUCUGGUUUCUCAAACCAUACAGUUCGGCUACGAGAUCGAAACAACAGAAAUUCCAGACCAUUCAUUCGUCGAAAGAAAUCGCUCUUCCACUCUAACUCAUCAUGCUUUUGUCAAUCAAGAAAUCGAAAGUCUUCUCAAAUCCGGAGCCGUCGUCGAAUCCACCGAAGCCCUGCGUCUCAAUCCUCUACAUGUGGUGGACAACGGUAAGAAAAAACGACUCAUACUAGAUCUGUCUGAUCUGAACGAGAUCGUAGUUCGGGAGCAUUUCAGAUUCGAGGAUUGGAGUCUAGCCAAACUAGUAAUACCUAAAGGGGCCUUUUUCACAACUUUUGACUUCAAAAGUGGCUAUCACCACAUCCUCGUGAACGAAAAGUCCUCGCUUUUGUUAGGUUUCCAAUGGAACGGGAGGAAAUUCAAAUUUCGCGCUCUCCCAUUCGGUUUAUCCUCCGCUCCUUUUAUAUUCACGAAACUUUUACGACCCUGGGUCAAAAAAUGGAGGGAAUUAGGUUUAGGAAUAAUUCUUUAUCUAGACGACGGAUUGAUUUGGGACACUUCAGCAGAAAAAUGUAAGAAGACCAGCGACCUUAUCAAAGCCGAUUUGAUAAACGCGGGUUUCACGUUCGCAGAAGAAAAAUGUACUUGGGUCCCAAAACAAUCCGUGACAUGGCUAGGUCUCAGAGUAAAUUCAGUAAAUUUAUCACUAGAAUUCGCGGAAGACAGGAGGCUCAGAGCGAUACAAAAAAUUGAGGAACUUCUGACCAUACCCAGACCAUCCAUCAAAGAAAGAAUGAUUUUUACAGGUCUCAGAGCGUCAAGCUCACACGUCGUGCACAACAACAUCAUGAAGAAGACGAAAAGGAUCGAAUCAUCGGUAGCACUGGCGGAUCACCUUUACACACGAUUCGCAUGGUCUUCGGAGGAAAGACAAGAAGCCGAAGGUUGGUUAGAUAUGCUCAAAUUUCGCCCGCCAAUAAACUUCUUCGAAGAUUCAGAAGACGUGGGACCCUGUGAUUAUGUCUUGGAAACAGACGCGUCAGAAUAUCUAACAGGGGCAAUUCUAAAAUCUCACGAUUCUGAAGCAGUAUCGAGUAGGCCGCUUCCUCAAAAUCUCAAAGGAGAAUCAAGUUGUAGAAGAGAGCUAGAAGCAAUUAUAGCAGGCUUGCGCGAUUUAGUACAGCCUAACGUGAAUUCAUUGUUGAUUAGAAACGACAAUCAGGCAGCGAUUAGGAUUUUGCAAGCCGGUUCUCUGAAAAAAGAACUCCAGAACGCAGCGCUAGAAAUUUGGGAAUUCUUAGAAUCCAGGGGAAUACGACACGAGUUUGAAUGGAUUCCAAGGGAAUGGAACAAGGAAGCGGAUCUGGCUAGUAGAUCCCCGGAUCCGGACGCAUGGGCAAUUAAGGCGAGCACCGCUAGAAUAGUUCAAAAAUCCUUAGGAUUCUGCGACAUAGACCUCUUCGCCACACGCGAAAAUCGAAAAUGCGAACGAUUUUUUUCCAGAUUCGGAGAAGACGGAGCAAACGGAGAAAACGGGCUGGCGGCUCCAAGAGGAAUUUGGAAAUCAAGCAAAAUUUGGUUAGUUCCCCCUAUCCGCCUGAUUCUGCCCACUAUUAGAAAGAUGGAAAAGUUCAAAGCAACCGGGAUCUUAGGAGUUCCCAUGUGGCCAAGCCAACUUUAUCUAGGAAAACUCAAAGAUAAGAACGGGUGGAGAAACGAAGUCAGAAAAGGAAUUCGUUUUCCCAAGGGAGCGAGCAUCAUAGUUCCAGGCGGAAUCGGUACAGCUUUCGAUAGCGAAUUCCUGAAAUCUGAUUUUGUUUUUCUUCUUCUAGAUUUUAGAGAGACAAAAGAACCAAAAGGUUUCUUGCCUUCAGCAAGAAACCCUUGACAAUUUCGAAGUUUUUUAUUAUACUAAUGUAAUUAUGUUGUAUUAAUUUGUCUCCAGAACAAAUGAAGCCUGUUAUCCCUAGUAGAAGUCUUCGAAGACUAAAUGUGUUUUUGUCGUAGGAACGGAGACAAAAAUAACACAUUUGGUCGAAGAAGGCGUUAGACGCAGGGAUAACAGGCGUCUUUUGUGUGUUACAACGAAACACACAUCUCAAACAACUGCUACAGUAGUUUUCGCGCGCUCUUUGGGAAAAGUUUAGGAGAAUUCCUCCCCUUUUCUUCAUUUUCGGCUGUUUUGUUAUAGGAGACAAAUCAGCGCGUUUCGUAUAUUCGAAACUUAUCGAUCAGCCCUCCCGCCUCCUCCUUUUUUGGGUUUUCCAAAAAAAGCAAGAAUUCUUAAUUUCCAGAUCCCAGAUUCGAGAAAAUCAAGGAGAUUUUCAACGGAGAUGAAGUCCAAAGACUCGACUUGUGGCAAAACGUGGUCAAUUGCCUCGAAAAAGACAGGGCGCCAACCACCAUCAAAAUCUACGAACACACUAUGCGAUCCUACAUUCGAUGGAAACAACGAUCAGCGAUUCGAGGAAGAUUGGGAGAAGACGAGUGUCGGCUACUCUUCCUGGCCGAGCUCAUCAAGAACGAGAAGGCAAAAUCUGCAAUUUCCGCAAACUGCGCUCUCAACUAUUACAUGGGCCCGGUGUCAAAACCGAAUCGAUCGUUGCUGAAUUCGAUUAUUGAGGCGGCCAAACGAUCAAAAAGCCCCACAAAACAUCGCGAGAAAGUGGAGCCCGAAGACUACUCCAGCUUCACAAACAUCCAGGAAUUCGAUCGAGAUUCAUUGCGAGUGGCAGCGUUGGGCAUCGUAUUAUUCAGGGGUUUGUUACGGAUCAGCGAGGCUCUGAAUUUGCGGAAAGAGGAUGCGGAAUGGGAGCGUGGAGAACUGAAGAUCUCGAUCCGGACCUCGAAAACGGACAAAUAUCACGAAGGAACCAAAAGACUGUUGGUUCUUUCACCAGAAGAACAAGCAAUUUGGCGCGCCCACUCGAAAAACAGCGACAACACCUCAAAUCCAUACAUUUUCCAAAAUUGGAAUUCGAAGACAACUUCGAUGUCUUAUAACAACGCCAGGAAAGUGAUAAACGAUCGUUGGAAAAAGUGCGGAAAUGCCAAAAAUUAUGGAACUCACGCUUUUCGCGGAGGAGCAGCUUCGGCCGCCAUAAACGAAGGAGUUUCAGCCGAGAAGGUCCUCAGCUUUGGAAGAUGGAAAACCGAGAAGGCCUUCAGAGCAUAUGUGAAACCAACCACUAGAAUAUCAAUUCCAAGAUCGGCGCCAGCUCAACUUGACAAGCGACCGUAAGUCUCAAAGAACCUAUACGAAAACGCGGCUAAUUUAGCCAAAAGAAUUGUGGAAAUUUAAUAAAUUUUUUCAGAUCCAUUCCCUCCAACAACGACGGCUGA
Caenorhabditis angaria is the source of this 4394-nucleotide messenger RNA. The record is from the annotation of a GenBank genome assembly. NCBI's taxonomy places the organism in Eukaryota, Metazoa, Nematoda, Chromadorea, Rhabditida, Rhabditidae.